Larimichthys crocea (large yellow croaker) is the source of this 1516-nucleotide messenger RNA. It is a transcript of the gene pcmtl, whose product is annotated as l-isoaspartyl protein carboxyl methyltransferase, like. NCBI's taxonomy places the organism in Eukaryota, Metazoa, Chordata, Actinopteri, Sciaenidae. The transcript has 9 exons. The record is from RefSeq and is a predicted model, not a curated record. The coding region runs from base 161 to 910 and encodes 249 amino acids. Gene Ontology annotation, molecular function: protein-L-isoaspartate (D-aspartate) O-methyltransferase activity. Gene Ontology annotation, biological process: protein modification process. Gene Ontology annotation, cellular component: cytoplasm.
GACGCUUUGACUGUCCAUCAAACCUGCUUCGCGAUGUGAUUGGUUCCUUACGGCUUCACGUUGGAGCGGACGCAUCUAAUUGGCCAGGCGCUGUGGACGUUUGUGUCUCAGCUGGAAGAAAGGAAGGUGGCGGACUGAGAAGGGAGAUCCAGUGUAGGAGAUGCGAGCAGCGUUGCGUCUGGCAGUAGUGGCAGUACCCAUGGGUUUGCUGCUGUCCCGGACCAUGGCGUGGAUGUCCAGCGGCAAAACACAUCCAGAGCUCAUCAGCAGACUGAGGGAUCAUGGUGUGAUCCGUAACGACCGAGUGUUUGAUGCCAUGCUGGCUACAGACAGAGGGCUCUACUCCACAUACUAUCCUUAUGCAGACUCCCCUCAGUCCAUAGGCUACAGGGCGACCAUCAGUGCACCCCACAUGCAUGCACAUGCUUUGGAGCUGUUAAGUGACAAACUAACUGAAGGGGCAUCUGCUUUAGAUGUGGGUUCAGGAAGUGGAUAUCUCACUGCCUGCUUUGCAAGGAUGACAGGACCCAGCGGUAGAGUGGUUGGCAUUGAACACAUUGAGGAACUGGUUCAAAUGUCGAUAAAAAAUGUGCAAGCUGACGAUCCAGAACUGCUUACCUCUGGGCGAAUCAAACUUGUAGUGGGAGACGGAAGGCUCGGCUUCCCGGACGGAGCACCAUAUGAUGCCAUUCAUGUUGGUGCAGCUGCAGCUACUAUUCCUAAAGCUCUCUUGGAGCAGUUGAAGCCUGGUGGGCGGUUGGUUCUCCCAGUGGGGCCCGAUGGUGGCAGUCAGGUGUUAGAACAGUAUGAUCGGCAGGGUGAUGGGACCUUUCUCAAGAAAGCUUUGAUGGGAGUGGUUUAUGUCCCCCUCACUGACAAGAGACGCCAGUGGCCUGGAGGUGAGCUCUGACUGCAGUGUGGUUGCCCCUGCAGGAGGUGGCGUUGGUGCUGCAUCUCCGGGGCCCCAUAGCACUCCUCGUGGCUUCACUGAGUCCCAGACUUAAUGGCCACCUUCCCCGCUGGGUUGUCACCUAGCAACGUACAAGGAGGAUCUCGUUCUGUUUGCCCGACCAGAUUGUCUUCCAAGAGUGCUAAAUCAGUGAGUGACUUAAUGAGUAACCACCGCUGGACUGAUGACUUUACCCCCAGAAUCUUUGAAGUCAGUUUAAGUAAUUCGCUGCAUUAUUUAUGGAUAAGUUAGUGACGUUCAGCAAUGAGAAAAAGACCUACAGGUAGGUGUUGUGGAAAAUCUAGAUGAAUGGUGAAUUUGAAUUUGUACAAGCCAAGAAAUCUAAAUGAAUUCAUCAAAUUAACAAAGCAAUAUAUAUUUUGGAGUAAUAACUUCUUCUUACUAGCUUCAUAUACUGUAUGUGUAGGAUAUGUCCUAUUAACAUUUUGUUACUGUAGAGCAGGUAAUACAUUGUGCCAAAAAUGAUUCAUUGAGCACUUAAUUUUUUUGAAUCUACACAAAUACUGAAUCUUGUGUAGACUUUAUCAAUAAAAUCUACUAACUGGA